Molecule: messenger RNA, 2373 nt
Organism: Parascedosporium putredinis
Lineage: Eukaryota; Fungi; Ascomycota; Sordariomycetes; Microascales; Microascaceae
Source: the annotation of a GenBank genome assembly
AUGGAGAGACAAGCUGCUGAGGAGGAAAGCUUGAUUGGCACGUCUAGCCCACAAGAUGCUUUGGAGCAUGCCAUCAAGGCGGCGGAGCUCUACAUGAGGGCUUCGCGUGAGGCCCAAGGAACGACGGACCGCUCGCGUAUUCGAGGCAAGAUUGAAGAGAUGAUUACUCUCGCCGAGUAUCUCAAGAGCCCCUCUACUAAGGAGCUCAUCCAGCCAAAACAAGACCGCCAGCUCACACCUCGGGAAAUGGUUGCUCUUCUUCAGUCUUCAAAACUCAAUGGGAAUAACUUCCCUCCUUGGCGAACGAGCCACGCGGAUCCGGGCGCAUUUUCUCCCAAAGCGGGCCAGGAACUCUACACUGACCCUACCCCGUUCCCGCUGUCAAAGCUACAGCUGGACAACUUCGAGGGCUGGAAGAGGCCCAACGAUUUACCCACCGCUUUGCAAUCUCUGUCGCUCUCUAGCAACUCACCAGCCCGGUGGCUAGAGGUCCUGCCCACCAGUGAUCUCGUCCAAGAUGUAACGGCCGACUGUUCGGUGCUCUUGAGAGGCCUCAUGUUCCCGUUCGAUCCGGACCGCAAACAGUUGCUGAACUCUGAAAACGGAAAGUACAUCUUCCGAAUGAACUUCAACGGGUGUUUCCGCAAGAUCGAGAUUGAUGACCGGUUACCUGCCGCCAAGACAGAUCGCGCCUUGUACGUGACCGACCGGCAGAACCCUACCGUGAUUUGGCCGGCCCUCAUGGAAAAGGCCUAUCUCAAGAUUCGCGGCGGCUACGAUUUCCCUGGCAGUAACUCUUGCACCGAUUUAUGGGUUCUCACCGGCUGGGUGCCCCAGCAAAUCUUCCUGCAAAGGGACGCCCUUGACCUCGAUCAAGAAUGGGACACCAUUGUCCAAGCCUUCAAGACGGGCAACGUCCUCGUCACCCUGGGCACUGGUCGCAUCUCUGCCUCCGAGGAAGCGGCCACUGGUCUUGUUGGGGAACACGACUAUGGCAUUCUCGAUGUAGAUUCCGAUCCGGAUAGGCGGCGAUUGUUGAUCAAGAACCCUUGGCGUACGGGAGAAAGGUGGAACGAGCUAGGGUCCACAACCAUCUCGAGCCCACCGGCGGAAGACGGCGGUGGCGGCGGUAGCCCGCCAGCUGGCCUACAUGAUCAAACCGGUACAUUUUGGAUGAGCCUUGCGGACGUCUCCCAACACUUCGAGUCCAUGUACCUCAACUGGAACCCUGCCCUGUUCCGGAACCGCCAAGAUUUCCAUUUCGACUGGGACCUGAAACCGAGGAAGAACAUGUCAUCUACCGUCGUCGACAACCCCCAGUACUCGGUGACGCCCAGCGCCGACGGGUCCGUGUGGGUGCUGCUCGCCCGCCACUUCACCGACGAGGAAGUGGGUCUCAUUAAGCGACGGUCUCAGAGCGUGGACGAGGAUGCUCGAGUCGAGGUGGGAUUCAUGAGCAUCUACGUGUUCGAGGACCACGGCAAGAGGGUGCAAAAGCUCACGCGAGACUUGCACCACGGACCCUUUGUGGACUCACCGCAGACCCUGCUCAAGUUCCGCGUCGAGAGUGGGAAAAGGUACACCGUCGUCCCCGUGCAGGAGAAGCUCCCAAUGGCCCGCUGCCGCUUCACGCUCUCCUUCUUCUCGAACCAGAGCCUCGGCAUCGCACCCGCCCAGGACGCCAUGCGCUACUCCACCGACAUGUCGAGCUCGUGGACCAGACGCACAGCCGGCGGCAACUCGGGCUCCGUGAACUACGGCACGAACCCCCAGUUCAGCAUCACCCUCACGCGCCAGUCCUCCCUCUCCCUCCUGCUCUGCACCGACAGCCCCAACGUCCCCGUGCACAUCGACCUCGUCUGGGCCGGCGGCGACCGCGUCGGCCCCUCCCUCGCCAUCAAGGACGUCCUCGCCGACUCCGAUGCUUACGUCCGCGGCUGCGCCGUCCUCGACGUCCCCUCAGUCGACCCGGGUACCUACACCGCUGUCUGCUCCACGUUCGAGGCCGGCCAACUCGCCGACUUUGCCUUCCGCGGCUCCGGCCGCCUGCGCACGCAACUCACCCCUUUCGUCUUCGCCGAGGGCGAGUCCUGCCUCCGCGCCCCGCUCAGCAUCGCCCGCCUCACCCGCAUGUGCGCCUCCGUCCGCCGCGCCACCAUCCCCUCCGCCCACGCCCACGCCCACGACCUCGGUCCCCGACGGUCCUCCACCCCGCUCAAAAUCGCCGUCGUCACCGGCCGCGGACCCCGCGAACACGUCCUCGGCGUCUCGGGGGUGGGGAAGGGUGGGGGUCACUCGAGCCGCGAGACGUUCCAGGUGGACCUUCUGGGAGAUGCGCCCAUCAGCGCCGGGACCUGGGAAGAUGCCUCAUAA